AUGGAAUGUCAUUGGAUUUUACUAUUAUUGGCAAUUGUUGUCAGUGUAAUUCAAACAGCACCCGUAAAAGAUGAUAGAACUCCGCGUUGUGGUGUACAAGAUGGUGGUCAUGGCAAAUUCGCUUUAGCUCAUGGAAUCAAAUGGCGUAAGCGACGUAUUACCUGGUCAUUUAAAGGACCAGCUCCUCAACAAAUUGGUCAUCAACGAACAAUCCAAAUCAUCAGCGAAGCAUUUCAACGUUGGGCAGAUAUUGUCCCAUUAGAAUUUAGUAACGUUUGUGCUACGUGCAAAGCAGAUAUUCCAGUUUCGUUCAAAUAUAUCGAUGGAAGAAAUAGAGUAUUGGCAUUCGUACAACCGAAUAGUCCAGUACCUUACUUUGAUGAUGGAAACCCUAUUAUGGUAUUUGAUAAAGAUGAAAAUUGGUCUGACGAAUUCCCAAGACAUAACAAUGGUCGAACCAAUUUGUUUAUGGUAGCUGUACAUGAGAUUGGUCACGUGAUUGGAUUACAUCAUGAUGAAGAUCCUAAUGCAAUUAUGUACUUUCAACACAGAGAAGGAAAAUUUCGCAAACAAGAUAUCGUACCACCAAUUGAUAGAUCAGAAAUCCAAAAGAUAUACGGAAGAAAGACUGGUGGUAAAGCAAAUCCAAAACCUACAAUACCAUCACCUGACGAUGAUGAUGAAGAUGAGUCGGGAGAAGUUAUAAGAAUACCACCACCUUCAAAUCACGGCGGUGCCGACAAUGAUGAUGACGAGCAAGGAGAAGUUAUAAGAAUUCCAGGACCAGGAGGAAGACCAACAGGAGGAAAUGGAAACAAUUGUGUUGAAAAGACUAUAAGAUUUCCUGGUGGUUAUAGAACGGAACGACGUUGUAGUAGUUCACAUUCUUCAUCAUUUAGCUAUGGUUCUAACUUUCACAACUGA
This is a messenger RNA of Adineta ricciae, 924 nucleotides long. The record is from the annotation of a GenBank genome assembly. NCBI's taxonomy places the organism in Eukaryota, Metazoa, Rotifera, Eurotatoria, Adinetida, Adinetidae.